AUGGUGACACUGGGCUCAGAGUCCUUGAGCUCGGCGGAGAUAUGGGAAUUAUAUCGAAUCAAGCCCUGCACUUUGCAUGUGAUGGAUGAACUGGACUGUCAUGAUGACUGCCGAUUCGGCUGGUGGAACCAUGACAGAUGUGCCCGAAGUCACUUUGAUGUCUGCGGUAAGAUAACACCUAUUGUGGCAAGAGAUGUUCUUAACGACAUCCAUGUGAUCCGUUCAACCAGCUACCUGCAAAAGGUAUAUAAGGGAUGUCUGGUGCCUACAACAGAUUAA
Messenger RNA from Podospora bellae-mahoneyi, 279 nucleotides. RefSeq lists its product as uncharacterized. The coding region runs from base 1 to 279 and encodes 92 amino acids. Lineage: Eukaryota; Fungi; Ascomycota; Sordariomycetes; Sordariales; Podosporaceae. The transcript has 2 exons. The record is from RefSeq and is a predicted model, not a curated record.